This is a messenger RNA of Lactuca virosa, 969 nucleotides long. The record is from the annotation of a GenBank genome assembly. Lineage: Eukaryota; Viridiplantae; Streptophyta; Magnoliopsida; Asterales; Asteraceae.
AUGCCCAAGGAUCGAAGAUCUUCAUCUCUCGAUAGGUUUAGGGCAUCACCAUAUCCACCUUGCUACAAGAAAACUGAUAAAACAAAAUCCAAAUCCCCCUCUCCACCAAUUGGAAAUGAGAAAGAAUGGGAAGAAGCUAGAUGCCCUAUUUGCAUAGAUCACCCCCACAAUGCAGUCCUUCUUCUUUGUUCUUCUCAUGAAAAAGGAUGUCGCCCAUACAUGUGUGACACAAGCUCACGCCACUCAAACUGCUUUGACCAAUUUCGAAAGUCAACCAUGAACAUGAACCCUAAUUCCUUACAACAACAACAAACAAAGCUUGUUUGCCCUCUAUGCAGAGGUCAAAUCAAUGGAUGGAUUGUAGUUGACCCUGCACGCCAUUUCAUGAACAAGAAAACAAGAACUUGUUCAUCAGGAACCUGUGAUUUCACUGGAAACUAUUCAGAAUUGAGGAAACACGCGAGGCGUGAUCACCCGUGUGUGCGACCCACAGAAGUGGACCCUGAUAAGGAACUUGAGUGGAGGAUUUUAAGGGAAGAUAUGGAACAUCAAGACAUUUUCAAUAUGCAAUUUGAGUUUGAUGAUAAUGAAGAGCCAAUUGAUCAAGUUUUAGAAGGUUUGAGUGAACUCGCGAGUCCAAUGUGGGAUAUUGAUUUGGAUUUUAUGAGCUUCUUGACUAAUUUUGAAACAGAAUUUGAUAAUAUUUUUCCUGAAGUUGAUGGGAGUAUGAUGAUGGAUGAUUGGGAGAAUAUGUUUGGGUUUUUAGCUUCUUCACAUGAGCCAGAGAUUAGGUCAAGAGGAGGAGGUCAAAACAGGUCAAGGGAGAUUGGUUUGACUACUACUAGAAGAAGAAGCAUUAGAAGUGGAAGACAAAGGGCAAAUCGGUCAAAUCAAAGUUCGGAUACUCAACAGACUCGGAUGAUGACUCCUUGGGUUGAUUUUCUUGACAUUGACUCAAAUCUUCCUUAA